UUCCUCCUCGCCUUCGUCUUAAACGCUCCAAAACAUGGCGGCGGGUCAGCGACGUGCAUUAUCGGCGGGUUCUCAUUUUGCAAGCGACGGCUGAAUGGGUACGUAAUGGCUGAGGGAGCCUUCUCUUUCAUUGGUGCCACCCUCCCCUGGCUGCAGCAUGGCUGAGGUCAGGCGUUCAGAAGUUCUGGCUGCAUCACGGUCCCGUACGGGAUGGCUUGAUGAACCCCCUCCUACAUCCUCAUCUCCUACAUCUCCAGCGAAGCCCUUCAUUUCAAGUCUGCGCUCAACUUUUGAGCAACGAACGAACCAGACGCAAGAUGGUGCUGAGCGGCGACGUGUGGCACCGGCAGGCACCAAGGCAGGGUCUAAGGUCAGCUCAAUUGCAAAUAUGUUCCAGGCCCGUGAUGAUUGCAAAACUGCCUCCAAUGAAUCGCUCUCACGCACGUCCCCCCUAGAGCCAAAUAUAACCGAGGCAGCAAGACCGUCGGGACCGCCAACGUUAACACGGAGUGACAGUCAUGUUGCACGGUUUUACAAUGCGCGCGCCAUGUUUGAGCGUCUGCAGGAGGCAUCCAAAAAGCCCCAGCCUGUGUCAGGGCGCAAAGGAAGUGUGGCCAGCUCACCAGCUAGCUCUCCAUCCUCUGCCACUCCUGCCACAUCAUUCCCCAAAUGGAACGAAGAGGGGCCUGCCGAGGAAUGCGCCCAAAGCCUUGUAAAUGGAGACUCCCAGCACAGUGCCAAAGGCAGUAUUGAGGCAGUCAGUGACCCUGCCAGGAAUGGGCCCAGUUCUGCCAUCUCCAACGGUGUUACAAAUCCGGAGCUGCCAGAAACGUGUGCUGGAAAAGAUCCUGCAGCCUCUGAAGUUGAAGCUCCUCUUAAGGUACCGCAGCACAAAAAGCCAUCAGCGCCACCACGGGUGGAAUCAUUGAGGCGGUCAUCUGAAGAUGGCCUCUUGCAGGCAGAGCUGCCUCGACCACCUGAAGAAGCCAGUGUGGUGCCGCAGGAACCUCCAGUCCCCCCACACAGUCAACAUGUGGGUGAAGAAACAAAUCAAACUCUGUCGUCUGCUCAAAGUAGUUCUAGUUGUUCAUUGGACUCAGGGACUGGGGAAUCUCGAAUUUCAGACCACGCAAAUGAACGAUUGGAUGCACCUUUGCCAAAAAACUCAGUGCCUGUAUGCUCAAACAAACCACAGCAGGAGCAAAGCACAGUGCACCUAAAAGAAGAUAGCCCGCUCUGUGCUGAUGAUCCCGGUGAAACAAAAGAAGGAGAAAAAAGCUGGGGAGCUUCCGAAGGAACUGACAGUGCCAAACAGCCCUCAGGCAGUGUGUUUGCUCGAGCCAACAAUAGCAAGCCACCAUUGCCUUCUAAACCUCCGGUGCUCCAUCACGCUUCUUCCAAGCAUGACUCUUGUCCCUCAGUUGAAAUGGAUGAUGUGCCUCAUUGGCCUCAGCAAGAUUACGUUGGCCACAAUGGGAUUAGUGAGCCCCCUUCCAACAGCGUCCUUCUCUAUACACUAGCAGCUGCAUCAGGAAGAUCUACCAUGCUUCUACAACAGGACAGUGUCUGCCAUGACAAGUACAGCAACAACAGUGGUUUAAAGCAUGCUGCGGGUGAAACCUUGGCAGAGCUUGGGACGCGAGAGCAUGAAUUAUUCAACGUUGAAGCAGUCAUAAAUUCGCGCUCGUACAAAGGGGAUCCCUUUGGAGAUAUUAACCUUGAUGCCCAAGUGGAUGGCAGUGGCGUGGAGUUUAUGACACAGGAGGAGGCAGAUAAACUACUUAGUUCAAGCCGGCAACAAGAAAUACUGAGUGAUGAAGAAGCCCAAGAGGUACGACGGCUGCUGGUGCUGCGCACACCGUCGCCAACGGUGGCUGAAGAGGAGAGUAGGCCACCCAGUGUUGUGCUGUUGGAGGAGGAGGGCGUCGCCUACCAUGUGCUGCCAGAUGGACACUUCUUUACUGAACAGCCUGGCCUGGCAAGCGACGAGGAGGAAGAGCCAUAUCCAGUGCCCUUCCAGCCGCGCCCCUCACGCGUCAAAUUCAGCACAGAACCCAUAAAGGUUUUCAGCACGCAUUCAGUUGACGAGUAUGAUAGACGAAACGAUGAAGUGGAUCCAGUAUCGGCGUCGGCAGAAUAUGAGCUUGAAAAGAGAAUCGAAAAGAUGGAUGUGUUUCCUGUUGAACUUGUAAAAGGGCCAGAGGGGCUGGGCCUCAGCAUUAUUGGCAUGGGAGUUGGUGCCGAUGCUGGGUUAGAAAAACUGGGAAUUUUUGUCAAAACUAUUACAGAGAAUGGAGCUGCCUAUAAGGACAACAGAAUUCGUGUCAAUGACCAAAUUAUAGAAGUGGACGGAAAAUCUCUGGUCGGUGUCACACAAGCCUAUGCCGCUUCAGUUUUGCGAAACACAUCUGGUCUUGUUCGGUUCUUGAUUGGGCGUGAGCGGGACUCUACAAACAGUGAGAUAGCGCAGCUGAUCUACCAGUCGAUUCAGGCAGACAGGGAACGGGAGGCCCGGCUCAAAGGCGUUGCCCAGGAGGUAAUGCCUGGUGGUGGGCUGGACUCCCUUGCUUCGACUCCUGAUGACGAAGUGGAUGAAUUGGCCCCUGGUGCCAGCUUCGAGCUUUCAAAUGACAGCAGUGAUUCCCUCUCGCCUGAUGCUGACCCAGACAACUUACGACUGCGGUUCAAGGAAACACAAUACCGUCUGGCAGUGGCUGAGGCAGAGGCACGGUCGGUACGUGAGCGACUGUCAUUGGCCGAAGGCGAGCGGCGAGAUCUGGGCCGUCUGCUGGAGGGGGCCCAGGGACGGCUACAGGAGGCCGAAGCAGCGGGCCAGGCACUGCGCCUGGAAGCUGCUCAGCAGCGCCAAGCAGCCCAUGAGUUGCGUGAGCGUUUGGUCGCUCUCGAGGCCAAAUAUGCUCGUGCCAAGCGCUUGCUGCGUGAUCUGCAACAGCGUGCCCAUGAGGCUCGCCAGCGUGAGGAGUACCAUCUGCAUCAGCUGCACGAGAAGGAUCACGAGUACAAUGCCCUUGUCAAGGCCCUCAAAGACCGAGUCAUCCUGCUUGAGAACUGCCUGACGGAGACGCAGAAAGCAGCUGGUGUUCCUGUGCAGUUACCCUAUGACAAUACAAUGAAACUUCUUACACCUCAAAUGAAAAAGCGAAGGCCACCACCUCCUGCAGUUCCUCUUUCGGAACUGGACAGUGAUGAUUGCCUAAGGUGCGAAUUGAGUCCUGAUGAAGUUUCUGGUGAUCAGCGGAGAUCAACAGUGGAGCGGCGUGGCGCGGGCGAUGCUUUUGAUCGAGCGGUGCCUCAUACUGAGCUUCUGGAUUCGACUGCUGCCAAAGCUAAGGCUGAGCUGGCUGCCAAGGGCAGCCUUGCGAACCGACAGCCCCCUUCUGUGUCGGCUCUCAAGAAACAAACAAGCACUGACCUAGCUUCUCCUGAUGAGCAGCAGGAUCUCAACACAUCUAUCAACAGCACAGGGUCAGAGACAUCGAUUCAAAGCUCAUCUCAUUUAUCUGACACAAGCAACGCAUCAGACUCUUCACCUACUAGACCUCUGUCCCAGCAGCUUGGUGAUGACUUUAAGUCAGCUGUUCUUCAGUGGCAAAAUAGAGGGCACACUGAGAGCUCUGGGUCCCUGGGCUCCUUGGACAGCCCACCUGGAAGGCGAGUCUCCUCACUCUCAUCACCAACAGACUCCCAGCAGAGCCUCUCACCGGUCCCCACACCACCACCUCAUGCUCAGAAAGUUACCCUGCUCACUCAUAAGAAGAUUGAUGGAAGUUUGCCUCGGGACUGUGGCAGCAGCAGCAGCUUGCGGUCCAGCAGCAGCAACCAGGGGGAAUCCAGUGGACGCGAACGGCGCGAGGAAGUGCGGCCACAUCACUGGCAGAGUGGUCCUGUAGAUCGCUGGAGUGUGUCCCAAGUGGGUCAGUGGCUGGUGGUGCUGGGCCUGGAAGCACAUGUAGCCACCUUUUCCACUCAGGGCGUUGGUGGUGAGGCUUUGUUGCAGCUGGACAGUGCCCGACUUAAGGAGCUGGGAGUGGUGUCUACAAGUGAUCGGUCUUUGCUGAAGAAGAAGGUCAAGGAGCUUCGUUCCCAGCUGGACAAGGAGCGCAAGGCCCAAGAGAAGGAAUUGCGUGCCCGUGAAAAGCUUCAGCGCAAGGCAGACAAGGCGAAGCGCAAGUGAGGCCACAGCUCUUUGGCAUUGGCAGAAAACAGCUAUGGCGGCUUGACCUUUGUUGCCACUCUCCUUGGAGAAUUCAUGUGAGCUAGCGUGUGCUCAGUUCAUUUCGAACACAACGAACGUCACACUCACAAUGUGCAUUGGGCAGCCCCAGGAAUAAGCUACCUGAGAGCAUACUCCUCUGGGAAGGAAGUGAUGCUGCAUAUAUUUUUGUUUGUUUCAAAAUGCUACACCUUGAGGCAGUCUCUGGAACAGAGAUCUUAUAGAGGGAAUGAUGGCUCAUGAGUGUUCCCAUUAUUGUCUUUCCUUGUUUGUUUGCUUGCACAUAUGGCUAAAGGCCUUAUUAGUAUGUAAAUGCACAUGCACACAUAUAUUUAACAAACAUUCCUUUUACACCAGAGUUUAUGUGACGCCUGUGGGUUGUGACUGAUCCUCUGGCAGCUAGUGGAAGUCUCUUGUAUUGUUGCUGCUGGUAAAGCAUGCAGUGGUUGAUUUUUAUCCUGAAAGCUCCCUCCCCCUCUUCUUGUAUUCCCCACCCCUCAUCUCUUUUUGUGUGUGUGUGCGCGCGUGUGUUUGUGUGGGUACUGAUUUUGUUUGUUUUUUGCCCUUUUAGAUAUUCAGCGUGUCAUUUCACAGAGGUUCUUGUUUGUCCCCCAUCACUUGCCGAGCUCUUAAGAUGUCAUUGUAGUUGCGGCUCCCUGUACCAUUUUGUACAUUUUAUAUGAGUACCUAGUAUUUGUUGUGUUUUUGUUGAUCUUAGUCAUGUAGGAUGUCAUGGGGCAGUGACCGAGUGUUUCGAUUCUUGAGGGCAUGAGGGCAGCCAUGCACGCAGGCUAUUUCUUCUUGAAUCGAUAUCCACUUGAUUUUGCUCCCGCUGUAAUGUGUGCUGUCUCUGCUCAUACUGCACUGUACUUUUCCGGUGCCUGACUUAUUGUGCUUCUCUGUCACUUUGCAUGGUGUGCAGCUCUAAAAAACUUGCCUAAAUUUGCAGCUGUAAUGUGUGGGUGGUGUUUUUGUUGUUGUAAAACCUUUUUUUUUUUUUGUCAAGAUACCUCUGUGCAUGUUACCAAAAUUGGGGCCAUUUCUUUUAAAGACAGGGUACCAUGGCUGUACAGUAGAACAUUGCUAUAGUAAGCUGCUUUGUGGUUAACAUAUUGAUAAGGUAAGAAAACCUUUUGUCUGGAACUAUUUCAGAUUUAUAGCUAUUUGUGGCAUUGUAACUGCUUAUAUUGAAAGUGCGUUUGGUAAGAGAUAAGGCUGCAGUGCCAGAAACUGCAGAAAUUGUAUUGGUUGUAGUGUAUUAUCUGCUUAAUCGCAGUUCACAUAUUAGAACAUAAGAAUAUAUUAUAUUUAUAGUACAGGUGCUGCAAGCCUCCAAAUUGUUAUAAAUUUGCAUUGUAGGUGCACAGACUUAUAAAGAAGGCUUCCACUCUAAUCGAAGAUUUAGCAGUAAGCAGCAGUAUUGAGUGUGGAAAAAUGUUGAUUGAAGUUGUACACUAUGGUUUAAUAUGUGAUGUAACACACAGUCCUCUUGCCAGCAUCUCAAGCAAUGAGCAUACUGCCUAUGGUCAGCUGUGCACAUGCUCAAAAGUUUUGGCAGCAUUGCUUGGAGCAUGUCGCGUGCAAUACAUUUUUGUUUUUUUUCAUGGUGGUUAGCGUCAGCUGGUGCAGGCACAACUGUCUGUACUUUCAAACGUUUUCAGCAUAGCCACCACACUAUCUGCCUGUCUGUAUGUGCUUUCCCUUUGCUCAAAACGUGGGCCACAGGCUUGAGUGUUACAUCUGUUGAACUGGACUGUGCAAGAACCUUCAGCUAGAAUUAAUGUGUAGCUGUGUUUCUAAUGAAAGCUGUCAAGCACUGCAUUGUGUCCUGGUCACAGAGUACUUUCAGCACACAUUAACAAAAAAAAAAAAAAAAAACUGAUUUCUGACGUAGUGAAGAUACUGACAUGUUGAAGGUGUCUUGCUUAAUGGACUUCAGGCACUACAGCAGUGUUCUACUGUACUAUUUAAUAAGUUGAUGUCAGAUGCUUAGCAAAAGCUUUUAUUUAGAGAUUGCAGAAGUUAUGGUGUAUUUUACCUAUGUUAUAUUUUGUGGAGUAGCUCUGUUGUUUCAGGGUGGCCGUGGCAGAGUAACUAGCGCAGUCUUUUUCUUUCCUUGUAGAGCUGUAUUUGAUUGCAUGAAUUAUCAUGUGGUAUACCAGUCUGUAAAAGUUUGUAAUGUGUUACAUCAUUGGCAGCUGCUAGGCACUUCCUUUUUUAAAACUGUUUAUUGCUCUUUAUAGCUGUGCUGGUUGUGAAACUCCUCUGAAGGUGCUGGUCUUAUGACAGAAUUAGCGAGUAUGUUGAAUAGCACUUGGCAACCUCAAAGACUUUAGCAGGAAAAGAAGAUUUUAAGCAACAUUUAUUUAUGCCAAUGGUAUUCACUCAUCCUUAUUAUAGUUUUUUUUUCCAUAUGUAAACUUGUGGCAUUUCUGCAUUGCAGUCAUUAAAAAAGCCAUGGGCCGCUCAUGCACUGCCUUUUUGUAUAUUAUAUUGAACAUGUCAUGUUUGCAGACUGUCAAAUGUCUCUGCUCAUAGCUGUGUGUGUGUGUGGUGUGUGCGUGUGCAAGCCUCAUGUGAUGGGACUUGAAAUAAUUGGGCUAAGCACAAUGUUUCCCUUCUGAGUUGCUGCGCAACACAUAUGAAAAUGGGCACAGAUUGGAUUCAUUGAAUUAAAACAUGCCACUCUUACUAGUGGCAGUGGGUUGCAGCACAAGGGUUACUUGAACUUGAUUCAAGUUGGUGCUGACUCAUAAAAGAUUUAGGGUAGUGGCAUAAUAGGCAAGUACUAUUACAAUAUUCUAGCUGUAGCACAGGAUGGUGUGCCGAGUGUUGCAGCCGAUAGCAAAUGUGAAACAAAUGGCUUGGCCUUGAAAACUUGAAACGCAUUACUAUGCUGGUGCUUUUGCAUUCAAUAUAUUUUGUAGCUUUUGAAUGGGGUUUCUAAAGUGAUAGGAUUUAGACUGCUGGAUAAAGGCUUUUGGCAAGGGAAAUGCAGAAGUGAACCAAACCCGUGAUGUUUGGCUCUUUGUCACUUCUGAGGACUCCCCACCUCUUGUUUAUCUCUUUUGAAGAAAAUAGGCUCCUGGCAUUUCUGACAUUGCUCACUGUUCUUUGACAGUUGAACUGCCCUUUUCUGAAGCACUUGUGACUAAUUGCUGUGGGCAGCUGGUAGAGCAUCAGAAUGUUAAGAGAAGCCGUUAACUGAGACAGAUGGGUACCCCUUUGUACGGAAAAACAAAACAUAAUAUAUGUGUGUGUAGAAAAACUGAAAGGAAAUAGAGCAGUUAUGGCUGAUGAUAAAGAUAAUGUGUGUGGUGGUGUGGUGAUGUAACAUUUUUAGGAAGUAUUGGUUGAUUAGCUUGCAAUAACAAGUCAUCUGAGGUCUGGAGGGAAAACCCUUCAGGUAACUUUUCCGGUGGUCCAGGAAUUACUUCUUUGGUGCAACACAAUGUCUCAAUCACACUGGCAGGUUGGAUUACUAAUGGAGCAGGCAUGUGCCGAUACACUCUGUGAACCUGAAAGAACCAAGGUAACUUCAGCAUAUUGCAGAAGGUGCGUAGGUUCAGGCUAGGUUUCUUUUGCUCAAGGCAUCUGGAGAGCAUGUGAACAAAUGCUGAAGCAUAACUCCAGCUUUCCUGUCAGUUAGCUCUCAUUUUACUCUUUAUACAGGUCCUCCACGCUUGCGUGACAGUUUUGUUGACAUGCUGUGAUAGCGCCUGAAGACUUGAUGUUUUUCAUUUUAUGUUUACAAAGUACGUAUUAUACUUAAGGUGAUGCUCGAACUAAAAAUCAAGCUCGUUUGUUUUUUACCAGGAAGUGCAUUCAUUGCACGCUUAUGCCGGUAGAUAUAGUGCUCGUAGUGUUGUAGCACAAGGUCUGCUCUUUCAUCUGGAAAGACUAAGUGCAGGCUGAGAUUGUGAUGUUUUCUGUGCACGGUCAUCACUUGAAGGCUGCAUGUGUGAUGGUAAUUUGGCUGUGGUUAUUUAAACGCUAAGAAUAAAUUAAAUUGAUAACAGUAUAGCAAUCACAGGUAUCUUGUCUACACAUGCACACACAAGUUUUGAGUAAUUAGUUAACAGUGCAUGGAGGAAGGAAAUAAACUAGGAGGAAGCAUUACGUCGUGCAGCCAGCCUUCGCAAACCAACUACCUGUGAAGCCAUCCCCCUUGCCUUUUCUCUCUCAAAAAGUCGGGCCAACAUGUGACCCUGCUCAGUGGACUCGACUUGGUGUGCUUGGUUCCUGGUAGGUUUUAAUUGACGUGCACUUGUUCAUGUUCUUUGCCAACUGCUCUGUGCACAUUUUCUCCCGAUAUGCUCACAGAACUUUAGUCAUCUAUAUUGUUACGUAUACAUUUAUUGUCUUCUUUACAAUAUGUGAGUGCAGCAGCCGUACGUUGCUGUCGCGCCCAGUGUCUUUUUGGAAGAGCGCGGCAGCGUAAGACAUUAAAACUUACUGACUCUCUUGGCUUCAGUUGUGUUGCACAAUGCUUCCUUCUAGUUCUUUCCCUCCUCCAUAUUCACAUGUCUCUAGCAGAAGGUUUUGUUUUGUCUGGAUGCAAACAGUGGUAUUUAUCACUACUAGUUCUUUGUGAGGAUCGAGGUGCUAGGCUGCUCAUGAUAGGUGUGAAAACAAAAAGUUUAAUAUAUGUGGGUGCCCCGUAAUGAUAUAGACUAGAGGCACAUUUUACACUGUGCAUUUCUUUCAGUUUUAAGCAAGGCUUUCACUGAUGGACAGGCCUGCAUCCUGAAUAAAUUUUGUAUGAAAAAUUUUCAUUGUGUAGUAAGUUAUGUAGCUAUGAACUCGUAUGAUCUGAGUUUUGAAGAAAUAAAUUGUGGUUUUUAUGCAGUCAUA
Messenger RNA from Dermacentor silvarum, 9088 nucleotides. RefSeq lists its product as uncharacterized. Gene Ontology annotation, cellular component: actin cytoskeleton; dendrite; cytoplasm. The transcript has 18 exons. Gene Ontology annotation, molecular function: actin filament binding. The record is from RefSeq and is a predicted model, not a curated record. Gene Ontology annotation, biological process: neuron projection development; calcium-mediated signaling; actin filament organization. Lineage: Eukaryota; Metazoa; Arthropoda; Arachnida; Ixodida; Ixodidae. The coding region runs from base 158 to 4195 and encodes 1345 amino acids.